UUGUUUUGCCUUGCAUGAACUAAACCUGUUACAGAAGUACUACGGAAACUGAGAGGGAGUUCCCCAGAAAAGCGAAAGGAAUCUAGAAGGUUGUGCACAGCUUUGGUUAAUGUAUUAAGAGGCAUACGAACAAUAAUCACAACAACUCUCUUUAAAGGGUCAACACACUCCUCACACUUCUGAAGAUCAAAUUACAACAAUGGGAGAGAUUGCUGAGAAUCUGUCCCCUGCUCUUCAUCAUCACAUAGUCCUACUAGGAAAAACUGGAUCUGGGAAAAGUGCAACGGGAAACACCAUCUUGAGCAGAAAAGCUUUCAUCUCAAAGAAAAGCUUCAAAACAGUAACUCAGCAGGUUCAAAGUGAAAAUGCAACAAUAGAUGGAGUGAAUCUCACUGUUUAUGACACACCAGGACUCUUUGAUCCAGACAAUAAACAGAGCCCUGAAGAAAUGCUUGAAAGAUUUACAGGACUUCCAGAGUUUGAUACACAAGAUCCCAUAGUGUUUCUGCUGGUGAUCAGAUCUGACAGAUUCACUGCAGAAGAGAAAACCACUGUUGAGUGUAUUGAAGAUUAUUUGUCUGAUUGGCACUUUAGGAACACGUGGAUUGUUUUCACCAGAGGAGAUGAGCUGGUGAGAGAAGAGACCACCAUAGAAGAGUUAAUAAAAGAAUCCGAAGAUUUAAAAGAAGUUGUGCAGAGAUUUGACAAGAGAUACUUUGUCUUCGACAACAUCACACAACAUCCUGAAGCUCAUCAGAUGGAAAAGUUCUUGGAAAGCAUUAGAAAAGUACAACCUACAAGAUCAGCUCUAGAGACCAAGACAUUUCUACACCGACAGACACCAGCUGAUCAUGAAAGGAACUCCAAUGAGAGAAGGAUCAUUCUGCUGGGGAAGACAGGCUCUGGAAAGAGUGCAACAGGAAAUACUAUAUUGAGAAAAGAAAUGUUUACAUCUGAAUGUAGCUUUAACACGGUAACACAUCAGUGCAGCAGUCAGAACUCAGUUGUUUCAGGAAGAGAGGUGUGUGUUGUUGAUACUCCUGGAUUUGUGGAUCCAACUUCAAAACCUGAAGAUUUAGCAAAAGAAAUGGCACAAAGUGUGGCGCUUUGUAGUCCAGGGCCUCAUGCUUUCCUUUAUGUGGUGUCAGUUAAAGGGAGGAUCAAACCUGAAGAUGUAAAUGACAUUAAAAAUAUAGAAAAGAUUUAUGGAGAGGAUGUAGCAAAGUACACAAUCCCUGUGUUCACCCACAGUGAUCAGUUAGAAGGAAAGAGUGUGGAAGAGCUCAUUGAACAGAAUGAAACCCUUAAAAGUUUUGUUGAGCAGUGUGGAGGCAGAUAUCACAUCAUGAACAAUAAAGACAAGAGAAACAGAAAGCAGGUGACUGAACUACUAGACAAGAUUGACAGAAUGGUAGAUAAAGGAGGACAUUACACUAAUGAAAUGUUUCAGGAGGCAGAGAAAUGUAGACAUGAUGAGGAAAAGAAGGGAACAAAGAAAGGAGAGUGGAUUUGGACUUGGAUUAAGAGAGUCUGGAAUAAUACUCUAGAUUUCUUUAGGAGAUUGAAGAAUCAUUUUCUUGCUAAAGCUGAACAAUUGUUUUCAUUUGCUCAUAGGAUUGUUGAUCUUGAAAGUACAGUGACACUGACAUGUGUGACAGGAGAUAAAUCUAAAUUAAAGAAAAAGUGGCAGAUGAAUAAUCCCAAACACAAUAGCACUGAAGAAACUCAAGAACUAAACUGUGGAAUUGAUCAAUCAAAGUCUUAAUCUUUUAAAAUAUACACUCCCAAACAACCAAGAGCAAACCUGCCAGUAUAAGCAUGGACAAAUAUCUUUUUAAAACAGUAGCCAAUGUAAACCUGCUUCAAUAAAAUACAAAUAUAUUACAUAUUCUAUAUACUCAGGAGGGUAAUAGCCUUGAAUUGAUCUUUCUGUUGUCUUUGCUUGUUUCAAGAAUAAGAAAAUGAAUCCUUGUUUCAUAGUUGGUAUAAGGAGUGCUCAAUACAUUCCUUUUAUGCAUUAAGCAUGCCCUGUAUACACUGGAUCAUUUAUAAAUGAAGAUAAUUGUACAGACAUUCGUGGUUGGUUCAACAGCUCAACAAUUAGAAAAAUUAAAAAUGGAGACCCUUUAACUUGUGACUGUGUUUUUGAGGAUAAUGCAAUCAUCUCCCAUGUAUGGUUAAUGGGAAAAUCCUGGAUUUCACCAUUACUUUCCUUUAUCCACAUAGCUACUAUAUAUACACCAUUUUUGAAGGAAUGCAUAAAUAAGUGAGGCAAAGCAGAGUUCUCAUUUGGAAGAAUUACGUUUCGUAGAGGGUAAACAGGUUAUUGUGUGUUCCAAGUAAUACCGUAGAGAGUAGACCUUAUACAUAGAAACAUGAAAAAGUAGGCUACCUGGUAAAUUAUAUUGAGCCUUAAUGUCCUGAAAGUUUUUAAAACAAGUAUUUAUUUUGUCAUCAUAAAUACAGUAUCAGAUAAAUUAUUUAUUUAGACUUUUUUAGACUAUUGAGGACAACAAAAUGGAGCAUUGCCAGAUAAUUUUUUUUAAAUUGUUUUGUUAAAUAGUUGAAAUCAUUUUUGACAAUGUCAAUAUAAUUAGCCGUAUUUAGAGCGCUGGUUAGACUAUUCUAAUGUCUGCAACACCCCCCAAUCCCUCUCUUCCGCCGUCCAGAUCACUCAGAUCUUCAACAUCUGCCGACUGCCCAACUAUACCUGUCAUUUCAAAAUGGACAGUUAACAAACUUCGCCACGCUUUAGCUGCUUCUAACCCACUUUUCACAAAGUAAAAUCUAAGUUUUAUACAUCUCUUCCCAACUUGACAUUCCCUCUAACUCUAAAACCCCUGAAAACGUUAUAGCUGAAUCCUUACCUUCUACCCAUUCCUCUAGACUUGACGCUCCAGCUCACAAACACCCCGACUGCACACAACCCUCCUGUUUUUCAGGUACAGGCCAUUUCUCCCUCACCAAACUUCCAUCCCAUAAAAGGCCUUCAGCCAGCGCGGUGUCAAGUCUGGCCAAGCGCCUAGCAAGCCACCACCUCUCCGUUCUCUCCCAUUCCAGCCUCUGCUUACCUCCCACCCAACCACCAGGCACCCUGAUGUAGGAGCCUUCCUGAUGUAGCUGCCUCCACUAACGACAAAAACGCUCCAGCCCAACGUUUACCUUUUCCAGCUCCUCCCCCUCUCUCUAUCCUGCCUUCAGAGCCACCCCAGGCAUGAGGAUGCCUCUGCCCUCACUCCUUCUCGAUGGGCCUCAACCAGCCUGCCCUCCUACUUUCACCCUCCAUACUGCUAGCCUCUAGCCAUUUCCCUAAAUGCCGCAGCCACGGAGCCUCCGCAAGUGUCCAAUAAUGUCCAGACCCAGAUUUUGUCAGGUGCAGAUAUAGACCUUUCUGCCCUCCUCUCUCUCUACCCCACCAACGAGCCGCAACGCCUUUUAGAUUGCAGCGACUUUUCAGUAACGCUAAAAAACUCAGAAAUCACCUCCACUCCUUGGCAGAAUUAUAUAUUUCGUUUAGCCAUAUACAGAAGUUAUUUGCUCUGUGUUUCCACCCUGACAACACAAACUAAAUGAUUGUAUGGUGAUCACUGCAGAGCUCUCUCUAUUGGCGGCAGUCAUUUCUAUACUUGUAAUAAACUUUUCUCUGCCAAAUGCACUGUGCGAGUUCUGCAGUGGCACCAGUGUCCAUACAGGGGAGUCCUCGACUUAGAUCUCCAUAACAAAGUUUUUCUGUGCUGCCGCAGCAUUUCCUGCAUGGUAUGCAGAUCAUCAGACCAUCAAAUUGAACUAUGCCCUCUCAUAAAUUCUAACCUUCCCACCCAGUCAGCCCAAAGAUCUGAAAACUCUACCAGCUACAUCCAAUGGCUAUCAAACAACCCCCCUCUCGAUCAACCAGAUCGUGAUUUCAGAGGAAGUGUAGUAAGAGUUUGAACCGGCAGACAAAUCUGCAACAAUUUCAAUACAUGUCUGUUCCCAUUGCAGCAGUGUGCAUGGCUGCCCUAUCUGCCCUGUAUAGAAACCUUUCAAAAACGAAUCAGCUAAUCCCUUAUCAGUACCAACUGUCACCGACACUCACGUCACCACCCGCUGCCAUCUCGAUACAUACCACAUGCACAGGCCUAUAUGUGUACACGUAUGUAUAAGCACGGGUGUGCGUGUAUGUGUGUACAUGGGCGCGUGUGCAUGUGCAUAUAUAUAUUUAAAACGUCCUCCUGUUUGAAUUGCAUCAUAACCCUUCCGAUCAACUUCCGCGCAAGCUCAUCCACUUCCUCCUUUCAUCGAGGCGAUCGAUGGGCUUUUUGUUUCAGACACAGAGUGGCCCCUGUUCGAAUGCAUGCUGGGCUUACCCAUUCACAUGCUGUGAGCUCUCUCUCUCUCUACAGAGCAGUCUCCCAAUCGAAUGGCAGUGUGAGCCCUCCCUUUCGAACUUAGUGCGAGCCAACACUCGUUCUUAUUUUCCCCAUUCAAUUGCUUGCUGGGCUUACCCGUUUGAGUGCUGUGAGCUCACUUUCUCCAUAGAGCAGUCUCCCUUUCGAACACAGCACGAGCCAACUCUCAUUUUCACUUUAAAGUCGUAAUUAAAUUCAAAUUCACAGAAAUAUAUCUAAAUCCCAUGAGUGAUGCGAUUAAAAAAAAAUCACUUUCUCUACUGGUUGAGUUUUAUUAUUGAAUACUCUGUAUGUCAACAGCUUCAUAGACUCUCCAAAGUCAUCAUGUUCUUUAUUAGACAAAUUAUUAUAUCAUUUAAAAUGAAAAAAAAAACCUACACAAAAUAAAAUGAAUGAUGGAGGCCUUGAAGUUGUUGACUUUACCUUGUUCAACCAUGUUAUAAAGGUAAAUUGGUUAACCUCUUUAUUCUUAUUUUUUAUACAUAAGUGAAAAUGUUUAUGUAAGAAUCCUAAUUUUAUUGUAAUUAUAAUUCCUAUGUUAUGUCGAUGAGCUCAAAACAAAUGGCUCAAUGUAUAACCUCACAUAACUGUUUCUCUCUUUUUUCUUUUAUUUUGUUGUUCUGUACUAGCUGGUUUUAUUUCAUGUAUAAUGUUUUUGGCAUCAAUAAAUAAAGACUAGUGUAGAUAAGUUUGAUUACAAAGAACGAGUCAGAAGGGUGAAGUUCUGCAGUGAGAGAAUCAGUCGAAGAUUAGAGAGUUUGUGUGUGUCCAGACAGCAGUUUAUAAUUCACAGCCCAUUAAAAACUAAAAAACUACAGGAGUGAUUAGUAAAAUAGCUGACUUAUUCUCUCUGAUUUGUACCUGUGAACUUGUACAUUAAGAAUUUGUCGCAUUAAUAAGAAAUAACUUAUGAGAUUAUACUGUAUUAUAUAAAAUAAACCUUUUUCCUAA
This is a messenger RNA of Xyrauchen texanus (razorback sucker), 5339 nucleotides long. Its product is annotated as GTPase IMAP family member 8-like. Gene Ontology annotation, molecular function: GTP binding. Lineage: Eukaryota; Metazoa; Chordata; Actinopteri; Cypriniformes; Catostomidae. Bases 200 to 1765 code for a protein of 521 amino acids. The transcript is spliced from 3 exons. The record is from RefSeq and is a predicted model, not a curated record.